Messenger RNA from Colletotrichum destructivum, 594 nucleotides. RefSeq lists its product as uncharacterized. Gene Ontology annotation, biological process: transmembrane transport. Gene Ontology annotation, cellular component: plasma membrane. The record is from RefSeq and is a predicted model, not a curated record. The coding region runs from base 1 to 594 and encodes 197 amino acids. Lineage: Eukaryota; Fungi; Ascomycota; Sordariomycetes; Glomerellales; Glomerellaceae. The transcript has 4 exons. Gene Ontology annotation, molecular function: transmembrane transporter activity.
AUGCCUCUCCACCAACGUCCGCAAUUCACGGCCGCAUUCGGCACGGCCGCCGGGAUCUCCCAGUACAUUUUCCUUACGCUUGACAGCGUCUUUGUCGAAAAGGCUGCUUGGUGUAUGAUACGCCUCUUCUUUACGCUGGGAUGUGGCCCGAGAUUGACAGCCGGCAGGAUGGUGUUUCUGAAUCAAUCGUCCCAUGGGAGGUGUGACAUUCACUGUUGUGCCUUCCUUGCUGAAGCUUCUACCCCAUGCAAAGAAACACGCGGUUUCUUUCAGAUCCUCGACUUGGUCGGUACAUUGCCUCUUAUCCCAUGGAUCAUUAGGGCGGAACUGGGUACUCAUGGGAUUUCGAUGGCUUGCCCAUUCUGGCUGAUGUUCUUAUUGUUUUCGAUGCUUUUCAUCAAACUCUAUUACAUCCCCAUCUGGUUCCAGGCUGUUGACAAUCACUCUGCUAACCAAAGCGGCAUUGAUCUCCUUGCAUCUUCAAAAUCAUUGGCCGUGGCAACUACCAGUUCAGGGUUUCUGUCAAGCUACAUUGGGUAUUAUGAUACGCAACUCAUCGCGUCAUCGGUCAUUUCUUCUCUAGGCGCGGGCUGA